Messenger RNA from Linum tenue, 1179 nucleotides. The record is from the annotation of a GenBank genome assembly. NCBI's taxonomy places the organism in Eukaryota, Viridiplantae, Streptophyta, Magnoliopsida, Malpighiales, Linaceae.
CAUUCAAAUUUUGAAAUCCCACGAAGAAAGAGAAUUCUAGACAGAGAGAGAAGGAAGAUCGGAGCAGAGCAGAGUAGUGUACCUUAACUUUACAACCGGCGGCAGUGGCAAGGAUGAUGAAGUCGUACUACAAGCAGAAGAAACCCAACCGGAGCGACGCCGUCGGCAAACCCUCCAAGUCAAUCAAGAAGAAAUCCCCGGCCGCCUUGAUCACUUCUCCCCACGGCGCUCCCCAUCUCCAAGAGGAUGUGGAGAAAACCGAGCAGGUGCUGAGGGAAUUUGACAUGAACAUGGCCUACGGACCUUGCAUCGGAAUGACGAGAAUGGCCCGCUGGCAGCGAGCUCAACGCCUGGGCCUCGAUCCUCCCGGCGACGUCAAGAAUCUCCUGGACUCGGGCAAAACCGAGACGAAGAGCCUCUGGGAUGAUCGUGUCUAGAAAGAAACCCUAACUUGUCCGUCCUUCCUUUUUGGUACUUCUUAAUUCAAAUCGUGUUUCUGUGUAUUGUCUUUCUGUAACAGAAAUCGGCGCAGCCUCUGGCUGCACGAUCCAACUCAGAACUCUGUAAUCUUCUGCUUAAUUUGAGGUAUCGAAAAACUCUGAUUUGUGCUGAAAGUUCUUUGCUUUGAACAUGCUAGCCUUAUUUACAUAACUCUAUAGGAAUGUCUGCUAUGUGCAUAAUAAGGAUAAGGUUACAUCGUGGGAACUAGUUAUGUCGAAAAUGGCUCUACAAAAGAAGCAAACUUUUGGGAAUCCACAAUCAAUUAACACUCGUUGACAUCUUCAUUCCUUCUUCUCUGCAAGCUUCUUACCAUCUGGGAUACAGGAAGCCCAGUAGAUAGGUACCAUUGUGCAUAAGGCCUGUAUCAGGAGUCCCCUGGGCAGCCUCGAGAAGUCAUCUCCGGUCACACCAACGAUCGAUACAAGUGCAAUGCCGAGAUAGCCACUGAUGAUGAACGAGAGGGCUACAGCGGAUGCCACUAAUGCCAUCAGGGAACCCUCGCAUCCGGGAGGGCAUAGCUGCGCCAUCACGAUGUUGAAUGGGAGAAGCUUGAAGAAGUAGAGUACCUCCAGGAGACCCGAGAAGACUACAACGUAAAGUGAAUCCGGUACGCCCAUGUUCCGGUAAACUCCCCUCACGAACAGGACAUCGGAGGCCAUGAGCAGUGCCAUUGUUGUC